Messenger RNA from Wyeomyia smithii (pitcher-plant mosquito), 2556 nucleotides. RefSeq lists its product as uncharacterized. The record is from RefSeq and is a predicted model, not a curated record. The coding region runs from base 1161 to 2087 and encodes 308 amino acids. The transcript has 5 exons. Gene Ontology annotation, molecular function: nucleic acid binding; zinc ion binding. NCBI's taxonomy places the organism in Eukaryota, Metazoa, Arthropoda, Insecta, Diptera, Culicidae.
UCAGUUAUCGUUGAAUCGUUGCAGAGAGAGUUUUUAAAUUUUGUGAACACUUCCCGGUCCCAUAGUUUGGACUAAAUUGAGGCUUUUGUGGUCGACACAGCUCAGAGCUGCUGGUACUGAUCAAGUACGCAUAUAAAGUAUGGUCAAAAGUUUCUGGCAAAUAAUUAGUUGAUUGGUAACUUGUUUUAAAUCCGGACAUGACUGUGGUGCUCUUCAACAAAUACAUGUGCAACGAUCAAAUCGAAUAGGUGCCAGUCAUUUACACAAACCGAACUUCGAAAAGUAUAGCAACUGUGAUAAUUUUGCAAAGAAUAUUAAGGUAAUUACGAGUUUAUUUACCUCGCCAGAGGCGAGAAUCGACAGUCAGCUUAAUUUUGCUUCGAAUAAACAUGCCACCAGAUCGACUUUUGGUGGAUGUUUAAAAUUACGAAAAACAAUUGCAUUAAAAUUCGAAUUCGUCGUGCGGAGCUGGAUUGAACGGUGAAUAAGGUGAAGUUUUAAGCUCAAUGCGUAUGUGCAAUAUAGCUACGGAAAAACAGUGAACAGCAAAGAUCAACUUCACUUAGACCAUUCAGGCUAUAAAUAAUGAAAAGAUAUUUUUAGUUAAACAACACACACCCAUACAAUCGUGUUCGAAUCUAGUCAGCGGGGAUUGAGACAACCAGUGCGAGAGAAAAGAGAAUAUAAAACGGGACGAAAAGAAAAUGCCUACCGCGAUCAUUGCCAUCGAAAGGUGUGCGAUCGUCAUCCCAUAGAGUAUCAAAAUUUCUUCCCGACGCCCUCUGUAUUACGCGUACAUGGACACAUAUGGAAUUAGUAGUACGCGCGUUUGACUACAAAUAGUGUAGAUUAUUUUCGGCAUGCCGAAGAAAACUCGUUAAGCGAAAGAGAAAGAGAACGAACAACAGGAAAAUUUUGUAGUGUUGAUCUUUCUCGUCUCGAAAAUAAAACAAGACGACACCAAGACACACCGGCAAUAAAAGCCGGAAAAUCGUUUAAGUGAGUUAACAAGCUAGCCGACAUUUGACAACGUGUGCGUGUUUCUGCUGUAACACAAUUUUCCCAACGCGCAACGUGGUUUGUCGCCUAGUGUGUCGCACCUUCGGAAUUCUCUGCUGGGAAAUAUUGAGGUUACAUUUUGUGAUUGCUGAUCAACCGUAAUGGGCCUCGAGGGUGUUCAACCUAGGCAGAACGGCUCCAACGGGCUGUACUCGUCGUCCCUACAAUGGUACUAUCUGCCCAAUGUGGACCACUCGAGUGAUUCGAUACAGGCAAACUCUAAAUUACUGCCACCCUUAUGGAGUCCAUUUCCGACGUCGCAAAGUUAUUCCAACGGGGCCAACGAUUUAAUGUCGCCUUUGGCCGAUACUAUCAGCGAGUUGUGCGAGCAGUUUACCGAUCUCAGUUUAUUUGGUCUCGGUCACAAUCCAAACUGUUCUCCGCAGCAGCAGCAACAGCUUGGUAGUCCGAACGGAAAUAAUCCACGGUACACGAAUGGUUUGAGUUGUUUCAAUGGUUUUGCUAACGAAAGCGGCUGUGGGGGUGGCAGUGGCAACGGGACCAGCGUCAAUACCCAUGGAAACCGUUUGACUAACUUAACAGGUAAUGCUGGUUACCUGGAAGGUUGUUGUGGUAGUCCAAUGAAUCAUCAAAAUCAAUAUCAGCAUCAGCAUGGUCAGCGACAUGAUCAUCAUCUCUUGUCUACGGUGAAUGCACAGUCAAGCCAAAAAUACAGCAAGAUACCACCGGCUAACUAUUUAUGUCAUCUCUGUUUCAAGAAAGGUCACUAUAUUCGAGAUUGUCCGCAGGCUCGUCCUAAGGCCGAAGGGAAAACACCUUACCAGGGUAAAAAGCGCUGUUUCGGGGAGUACAAGUGUCCAAAAUGUAAGAGAAAGUGGAUGUCAGGGAAUUCCUGGGCUAAUCAUGGACAGGAAUGCAUUAAAUGUCAUAUCAAUGUCUAUCCUCAUAAACAGCGUCCUCUGGAAAAACCCGACGGGCUGGAUGUGUCCGAUCAAUCCAAGGUCCAUCCACAACUGUUAUGUGAGAAGUGCAAAACACUUGGUUACUAUUGCAGAAGAAUUCAAUAGCACUUUGUGCUAUGUUUUUGUUUAUAGAGCAACUAUAUAUCUGAAGCACAUAAUUCGCGUGUUAACCCCUGACUAUUUGGACCAGCAUUCUGACUAUCUUCCAUUUUAUUUAUACUUUGAGAAAUAUUGAAACUAUGUUUUUGUGCGUUUAUUGCAGCCCACAUUCACGGUUUUGUGUGAGUCAUGCGUUACGAGAAGCAGGAAACCACGUGCCAUUAUGUUUUUUUAAACGAUCGACUAAUCUUAGAAGAAAACGCUCAGCUGCCAGUUGAAAGGAACUAAUCUGUAUAUAGUAAUGUUCUAUCGUUUUUUUUGAAUAUGUUUGUGACAUUUUUAUCUAUCGAAGCAUUAUAUACAUAUAUUGGAAGUAAGUCGACCUAUGACUUAACUGAGCGAUAAAAAUACUCUGAACGAAAACUGUUACCGUACUAAACAAACCACCAAAAUGCCAAAUAAAGUUUUACUCUGA